AUGUGGCUGAAGCUGGUGAGGACCAGGCCUCCCCCGGCAGCCAUAGUUAGGAAUCAGGUCUUCAGCACAGGAGCAGGGACAGGCGCGGGUGACUUUUCAGCAGAGGUGAGGCAGGCGCACGAUACGAUCAGAUCUGCCCCGAGAAGAGAGGGCAGUGUCACAUCCCGAGACCAGGGCAGGAUCUGCAUGCAUCUCGCCCGCGGGGGACUUGGCUGGGGCAGCGUCGCGCUCCCGCCCCUCCGCGUCCGAGCUCCCAGCGCAUCGACCCCGCGUCCCUUGCGCCGGGACAGACCUUCACCCACGAACUCCGCGCAGGUAAAGACUCGACGCUGGUUCCUGGCUCUCCGGGACCCCCGGGAUGUGGAGCAUCCCAGGCCCCCUUUCCGCAUCCUCUCCUCGCCGGGCGAGGGCGGCGAGGCUGGAUAUCAGGGGCCGGGCCGGGACCUCCGCGCCCCCCCACACCGCUCAAGGCAGCCCAUUCGGAACCUCCAGCCACCUGUCCCGCUCCCGCGCUCGCGCGCAUCUGCGGCUUCCUGCGGGCGCGCUGGGCCGGCCCAGAAAGUGGACGUGGCCCCAGCGGAGCCGGCGAGGCGGGCUGACUGCCCUCGAGUCGGCCGCUGCAGCCCUGGGGUCUCCCGGCGGCUGCCUGAGACCCCCGUCUUCGGUCUCGGCACCGCCUCCGGGUGCCCGGUGGCUGGGCGGCUUCUACGGCGCCCCCUUGGUCCGCGAUCAAGAGACUCGGGUUGCCUACCCCAGAACUGCCAGCCAUCUAGCAGCCUCUAG
This is a messenger RNA of Rangifer tarandus platyrhynchus (Svalbard reindeer), 783 nucleotides long. The record is from the annotation of a GenBank genome assembly. NCBI's taxonomy places the organism in Eukaryota, Metazoa, Chordata, Mammalia, Artiodactyla, Cervidae.